Molecule: messenger RNA, 4458 nt
Organism: Cajanus cajan (pigeon pea)
Lineage: Eukaryota; Viridiplantae; Streptophyta; Magnoliopsida; Fabales; Fabaceae
Gene: PHO2
Product: phosphate 2
Molecular function (GO): ubiquitin conjugating enzyme activity
Source: RefSeq, a predicted model, not a curated record
AAAAGUCUCCAUAUGUUACACUAAUACAAGUUCAAUCUUCACCAAAGCCUUAUUAGCAUUCUUAGAGAGAAAGAGAGUCAGUGUGUCACUCUGCAAUGCUUCCUAAGCUUGGUAGUGAUGUGGAGGAUGGUGGAACUGGCCUUGGAACUAAGCCUAUCUGAACAAUACCCACCUCUUCUUCCUUCUUAUAACAAGGUUCAAAUUCUUAGCUAAGAAGAAGAAGAGUAUAAGAUAGCUUUUUGAAGCUGAAAGCUAAUUUUGUGAAGUAGCAUAUACUUUCAGUUUGUUUUGUUCUUCUGGGUGGAGUUCCUUCAUUUGGUGUUUAUAGUCAUGGAGGUUUCGUGGUUCUCUACCUUUUAUAGCCUUUUAUGGAUCCAACCAUCUCAAAUGUGUGAAUGGUUCAAAAACAAGGAUCUGGUAGCAGAAGCACUUUUGCCAAUGGCAAUUUUUUCCUGAAUUUUCCCUUUUGCUUUGAAUCAAGGAACAGAUAAUAUUUCUGUUGAAUGACUAUACCAUUCCUGAUUGCAACUCUGAAAAUUUUUGGUCCUAGAUAUUAGCCAAUCUCCUUUGAUACCAGAUAGACCUGAUAGAGUGUCAGGCAAUAGGCAUUAUUGUGGAGGCAGAUCUCCUUUGGCAGUGUAACCCUCAAUCUUGGAGCAGGAACCUUUUUCUCUUUCUGGAACUUAUCUAUGUUUUCAGAUUCAGCUAUACCGGGCAAAUCUCCUUUGGCAAAAGUUACUUAAUUUCCUUUGGUUGGAUUGCAAGUAGUAAAAGUAUAGGAAAAACAAUUUUUGCCUUCAGUGAAAAUAUUAUCAUUUAGAGGAAAUUUCUCUAGGAAGUCCACCCUUUUUGUAGGGCAAAUCUCCUUUGGCAUCUUUUGAUUAUCUUGGUCUGCUUCCUUCAAUAGCUACAAAUUUUUCCUUCUUGUAAACCACCCAAAAAUUAAAAUAAAAUAAAAUAAAUAAAAAAAGAUAGAACCAUCUGAUAGUUGUAGCCAGUUAACAUUUUGUUGUUGUAAACCUCUCCCAAGGGUUAAUUCCACUUCAAGUUGGGCAUAUCUCCUUUGGCAUUUUGGAUUCCUUGAUUGAUUCUUAUUAUCCUAUUGGUCAAAAACAGACCAAGAUUGGGUCCUGUUAUCCUGGGAAAAAUCUCGUUUGGCAUCAGAUCUCCAGUUUCAGUGUUCAAGAUAAUCAUUUGGAGUGUGACAAAAAGCAGUAUCAAUCAGAAAUAUUUUGCAUUACCCACAAUUAUCCAUUGAAAUCAACAUUAGCCUAAUUUGCUUGAAAAGGUCUCAUUCAGAGGGAAAAAACAUCAUAGGAUUAAAAUCUACGAAUGACUUAACAGUUGAAUCCUUUCUAUUGAGUGCAGAAUAAUUCUGAUUCCAUCUAUUUCAGAAUCUGGCAUAUAAUUGAUGGAUCCUACCAUCAGUGAUUCAGACUGGGAGACUUCCAGUGACAGCAACAGCAGUGAAGAUCAAGAGGAAAUUGAUUUUCUUUAUGGUGGGAAAGCUCAGAGCAUAUUAUCAAGUUUAGAGGAAAGCAUUGGAAGGAUUGACGAUUUCCUUUCUUUUGAGAGAGCAUUUGUCCAAGGAGAUGUGGUCUGCUCCUUGUCAGAUCCAUCUGGACAAAUGGGUAGGGUCACAGGUUUUGAUAUGUUUGUGGAUUUGGAAAGUGUUAAAGGAAAAGUAUUAAAAAAUGUAAACUCUAAGAAACUUUUGAGGAUUCGCUCCAUCUUAGAAGGUGAAUAUGUAAUUAAGGGCCCUUGGCUUGGUCGGGUUCAAAGGGUGGUGGACAAAGUGACUGUUUUGUAUGACGAUGGAACUAAAUGUGAUAUCACUGCCUUGGAAAGAGAGAAGCUUUUACCACUGACUCGUAAUAUUCCUGAAGAUUCACAGUAUCCAUAUUAUCCAGGGCAGAGAGUAAAGAUUAAGUCCUCCAAUUCUUCUAAAUCAACUAGAUGGCUAUGUGACACUUGGAGAGACAAUCAUGAUGAAGGAACUAUUUGUGCUGUGGAAGUAGGUUUGGUGUAUGUUAACUGGCUUGCGCCAGUUCUAGUGGGUUGCAAUUUGAGUGCGAGUGCUCCCCAAUGCUGGCAAGAUUCUAAAAACUUGACUGUGUUAUCUUGUUUUUCACAUGAAAACUGGCAGCUUGGUGAUUGGUGCAUGCUCUCAGUUGAAGACCAAAAGGAACAGAUUAUUCAACAAGCACCUAUAGUUGAUCUUACCAUGGAGCAGUGUGUGUCAAUAGGAUAUAAGAGAAGUAACCUUAACUCUUACAUUGGUGAGUUGUUUAUAAUUGGGAAGAUAAAGACCAAAGUUGAUGUUGUGUGGCAAAAUGGUGAACAUACUUUGGGAUUGGAUCCAGAGAAUUUACUCCCAGUGAAUGUUAUAAACAAUCAUGAAUUUUGGCCUCACCAGUUUGUGCUCGAAAGAGGUGCUUCUGAUGAUCCUCUUAAACCUAGCAGUCAAAGAUGGGGUGUUGUCCAAUGUGUGGAUGCAAAGGAGCGUACCGUAAAGGUACAAUGGGAAACUAUUUCCAUAUCCAACCCAGAUAAUUUGACUGGAGAUAAUUUGGAGGAAACUGUGAGUGCCUAUGAACUUGUAGAGCACCCAGAUUACUCCUGCUUUUUUGGUGAUAUUAUGUUUAAGGCGGCUCAAAAACAGCUUGGUCACCAAGCUGAUAAACAAAAAGAAAAAUCAGUGACUGACUUAAAUGCAGAAGCAGUUCCUAAAGAUGGGAAUCAAAUGGGUUAUCAGGAUGAGCUCCCUGAUAAUUAUUUCAUGUCCUGUGUUGGCAAUGUUACUGGUUUCAAAGAUGGUUAUGUGGAGGUGACAUGGGCAACUGGUUUCACAACCAAGGUUGCACCAUAUGAAAUUUUUCGGAUUGAUAAACAUGAAGAUUCAAUUCUAAGUCCCACUCCUUAUGAGACAAAUAUUGAAGAGUUAACUCAGGAGAUAAUUGAACACGGGAGUCUACCUUCUGACCAGAAAGGAAAGGACUUCUUAAAUGGUGAUGGCAGUAGAGAGAAUUGUGCAAAGAAUCUUGCGGAAUGUAGUUCCUUUUCCCUUCCUCGAGCUGCCUUUGAACUUUUCUCCACCAUUAAAACAAGCAUAUUCCACACUCUUAGUGGAACUCUACUUUCAGGAGCAGUUUCCUCAGUACCUACAUUUGAAAAAGAGAAUGGAUAUGAUUUAAUAGAUAAGAAAGAUUUGCAGACUUGUGCCCUCUUUACUGAACAACAUCCAGUGAUCGAGUUGCAAUCUCCUGAAGACAAAACUUCAUAUCCAGAAAUUGUUAUGAUUCAGGAGAAGAAGGAUUUUCCAUUUUCUUUAGACAGCAACAGUUCAAACCAAUUCAAGCAGUUUGAUGUAUUAGAAAAUUGCCCUGACCACCAUUUUUUUGACAAGGGAAAAGGGUUGUCAAUGUCGCAGGUAAAAAGAAGUUGGGUGAAAAAGGUUCAACAAGAAUGGAGCAUCCUCGAGAAAAAUCUUCCUGAAACUAUUUACGUUCGUGUGUUUGAAGAAAGAAUAGAUAUCAUGCGAGCAGUUAUUGUUGGUGCAUCUGGAACCCCUUAUCAUGAUGGAUUGUUUUUCUUUGAUAUAUGCUUCCCUCCAGAGUACCCCAAUGAACCACCUAUGGUGCACUACAAUUCUGGAGGGCUCCGAUUAAAUCCUAAUUUGUAUGAGUCAGGAAAAAUCUGUCUGAGUCUCCUAAACACUUGGACAGGUACAGGGACUGAAGUGUGGAACCCUGGAACCUCCACAAUUCUUCAAGUCCUUCUCUCUCUACAGGCACUUGUCCUCAAUGAGAAGCCUUAUUUCAAUGAGGCUGGAUACGACCAACAAAUUGGCAGAGCUGAGGGAGAGAAAAACUCAGUCAGUUACAAUGAAAAUGCUUUCCUUGUCACAACCAAAUCCAUGAUGUAUCUAUUAAGAAAACCACCAAAGCAUUUUGAAGCACUGGUGGAAGAGCACUUCAGAAAACGCUCCCAACAUAUUCUUCUUACUUGUAAGGCUUAUCUCGAAGGAGCUUCCAUUGGAUAUGCUUUUGGUAGUGGAGAAACUGAACAUGAAAAUCAGAAGGGGACUUCAACAGGAUUUAAAAUUAUGCUUUCUAAGCUCUUCCCCAGGCUUGUAGAGACAUUUUCCGACAAGGGAAUUGAUUGCAGUCAGUUUGUUGAUCUACAAAAAUAACUUUUACUUACUGAGUUGUAAGUAACUGUCAAAUUUCCCGACCAAGAUAUUCCAAUCCUAAGUGUAAUAUUAUGUUUACAUGUAUCAAAUGUAAUAUCCAUUUUAAUCUUAGAUUUUCUUUUUGUAGUUUUAAAGGUUUGUUACUCUUGUAUUGAUGAUAAAUAAAUCAACAAUACAGACUCCUUAUUGUGGUAUGUGUGUAUGGAUCACACCACGGCUUGUAGAUGUAAAAUAUGAAAUAAGAAUUACUAUUAUUAGAAUAAUUA